AUGCUUAAAGUAGGAGUUUAUCUGCCUUGACCCCAAAAUGUUUAAAGAAUUGCAGAUAUUUUAAUAAGACUUGAUAGAUUCCAACAAAGAGGUAUUAUUUAAUGUGAAUGAUGAUCUUGUUUAAGCAGGGACUAGGUUGUUUUGUGCAAUCAUUAGAAACCUCUGAAAAUCCAUGGAACAGCAGUCUGCCAUAACCAGAGUGCAGAGCUUAGCAGAGAGAGGAAUCCAAACAGUUCCACUACAAUAUGUUAGGCCGAGAGAAGAGAUCUUCAAUAAUAUUAAUUCUUCUCAUGCACAGGACGUUCAGAUUCCAAUCAUUGACUUGCAUGGCUUGGACGUGCAGCCUCUGAGCAUAACUACUGUAACAGAAAUUGCAAGCGCUGCAGAGAAGUGGGGUUUUUUUCAGAUUGUUAAUCAUGGAAUUCCUGAGUCUCUUAUUGCUCGAGUACAAGCUGUGGGGAAGGCCUUCUUUGAGCUUCCUAUGGAAGAAAAGGAAGUGUAUAAAAGUGAAGGAGGAGGGAACCAUAUUGGGUAUGGCACCAAAGUAGGAACUUCGGCUGAUGCGAAAUUAGACUGGAGAGAUUACUAUUAUAAUAUUUUGUGGCCUGUUUCCAAAAGAUUCAUGAGCAAGUGGCCCAAGCAACCUUCCGAUUUCAUGGAAGUGAUGGAUGAAUACAGCAAAAUGAUUUGCAAAUUGUGGGAAGUUCUAAUGCAGGCACUAUGUGGUGGCCUUGGAUUGGCUAAUGAAAAUGCUCUUGAUGAGGCGUUGGGCGGAGAGAGGAAGGAGAUUCAUUUUACCAUAAACUACUACCCGCCCUGCCCUCAGCCAGAACAGGUGUUUGGCGUCUCACCUCACUCUGAUGUGGAUGCCCUCACAAUUCUCCUUCAGGACCAAAUCCCAGGCCUGCAAAUUCUCAAGGGCGAUGCAUGGCUUGAUGUUCCCUGCAUCCCGGGUGCUCUUGUGGUCAAUAUUGGUGAUCAAAUUGAGAUAUUGAGCAAUGGAAAAUACAAGAGCAUUGAGCAUAGGAGUUUUGUUCACAAAAAAUGUGUAAGGAUGUCAUGGUCCAUGUUCUGUACUCCGUCUCAAAAUGUAAUCAUCUCACCUCUUAAAGAAUUGAUAAGUGAAGAGAAUCCUCCAUUGUAUGGAGCAUCGUCCUAUCAAGAGUAUCUUGAGCAGUUUUUCAUCAAAGGAUUGAUUGGCAAGGAUUAUAUCAAUGAACUCAAAUGUUCAUCUGCAUAGGAAUCGAUUUAAGAUCUUUUCUUGUAAAGUGACGUGUGUUUUCUCUUUCCUUCUUUCAUAUCUAAGAAAUUAUUUCUUAGAUUGUGCAUGGUUUUCUUGACUGGUUCGUGGCUGCUGGUAGCAGUAUGAUGCUUCAUCUACAGAAUGUUACUCAGUCCUCCUUGUAAAGAGAGUUACUAUUACAAUUAUUUAUGUAAAUGACCUUUCACAUUUA
Cryptomeria japonica (Japanese cedar) is the source of this 1454-nucleotide messenger RNA. RefSeq names its product flavonol synthase/flavanone 3-hydroxylase. The coding region runs from base 173 to 1240 and encodes 355 amino acids. The transcript has 3 exons. Lineage: Eukaryota; Viridiplantae; Streptophyta; Pinopsida; Cupressales; Cupressaceae. The record is from RefSeq and is a predicted model, not a curated record.